UUGCUCUUUGAGGGUUAAAUUCUCACAGACACUUGACUUCCAUGUGCAGACCUCUUACUUUAACCCUCCUCAUUUUUUUUCUCCUCAAGUAAAUGUUAUAAAUAGCGCUGUGUGCUCAGCUCAUCGGCAAAAACUGAACGUCUCACCUUUUCACUCUUCCUCUCUGUAUUUCUCACAGCAGAAACACACUCUGGUGUAGGUUUUGUAACUGCUCUUAUCAGAGUUUUUUUCUGCAUUUUUCUGUGACAAAGUUUCCCCAUUAGAAGCCAUUAGGAUGGGUUCUGUGACCUGCAUGCUCUGGUUGGGAACCUGCAUCCUACUCCUUGGGCCAGCAGGAACGGGAGCCCUGAGCCUGUGCCCGGACAAGUGCCACUGCCAUGGAGACCUACAGCAUGUCAUCUGUGACAGUGUGGGGCUGAAGAAGAUCCCCCAGGUUACGGAUGCCACCCGUCUGCUGAACCUGCAGAGGAACAGCCUGGGCGGCAUACCCUCAGACUCCUUCAGCGAAAGCAAAGGACUAAUUUCCCUGCACAUGCAGCAUUGCCAGCUACGAGAGAUCGAAUCCCAGGCCUUUAAGGGACUGAAGAAACUUGUCUAUCUCUACCUGUCCAACAACAAGAUCAGCAGCAUCAAGUCUGGCGCCUUUGAGGACCUCACCAAGCUAACCUACCUCCACCUGGACGGAAACCAGAUCAGCGAGCUGUCCAAGGGCAUCUUCUCCCCCAUGAUCAACCUCUUUCUUCUGCAGCUCAGUGAUAACAGGCUGCAGGAACUGCAGCCAGGGACCUUUGCAGGCACCAAGGACCUGCGUUGGCUGCAUUUGAGCGGAAAUAAACUGACAACACUGCAGCCAGGAUCCCUGGAUGAUGUGGAGAACCUAGCUAUACUUCACUUAGAUAGGAACAAGCUGUCCACUUAUCCUGGUGCAGCCAUGAGAAAACUACGAGUGGUGGAAGAGCUCAUGCUGGGGAGUAACCCCAUGAGAACGAUCCCAGACAAUGCCUUCCAGAGUUUUGGACGUUACAUGGAGAAACUACAUUUGGACAACAUGGGCUUGGAGAAGUUCUCUGGUGGUGCAUUUAAUGGCGUAACAGCAGUUAAGUUUCUUCACCUGGACAACAACAAGCUUAAGUCCCUUCCUAGCACUAUGCAGUUAGGAACCAUCAUCAACAUGACUGUCUUCAACAACCCCUGGAACUGCUCAUGCCAGCUAGCUCCACUACGCAAAUGGAUGGACUCCCACCAAAAUAAAAUAAACGCAACUUGUGCGUCGCCAACUUCACAGAAAGGCAUACAAGUCAGAGAUAGCAUUGCCUUGAAGCGUUGUAAGAACAAGACAAAAAAAAACAGGACUGGUCGACGUCAUGGAACCUUAAGCUAUACAGGAGGCACAAAAAAGGAGUCUGUCCAGGUGACCAGCUACGACAGCAGCACUUCCUGACUCUCCUCUGAUACCGUUUUAAAGAAAAAGCUUGAUGCAUUAUGGUACAUACAAACACAUAUGCUUUUCUUUACAUCAUUCAUAUCAAAGACUGAAUAAUAAAGUGGAAGCAGCUAUGAAGGAGACAACCAGAACAAAAAACAGUAGAAACAUUUCACAACAAAAAAGGAGAACUUUGUUUUUUUGUGACGUGUUCAAGAUAUUAGUUUGAUUGAGCUAACGCUGAAGAUUUAGUUACAGCUCAGGAGCUUUUAGUAGGCUUCUUUUUACUGAAAAUCAAUCGUUCAUUCAGAAAAGACCCAGGACAUCUAAAUGCAGCCCCUUACAAAAGGUAUUCAUAGCCGUUUUUCACAUUUCGUCACAUUGCAACCACUAACUUCAAUAUGUUUCAAUUUGAUUUAUGUGAUAGUCCAACACAAAGUAGUGCAUAGUUGUGUUGUGCAAUUAUGAUUAUUUGAUCAUGAAUAUUUAUAAAAAUUCAAACUAACAGUCAUAAUUAAUAAGUUAUCAUUUCUAACCAAAAUCAUCCACAACAUUUAGAUAUUCAAAAUAUACUAUGAAAUUGUGAUUGCUACUACAAUUUAAAAAAUAUAAUGAAUAAGUGGAAUUAAUAUUUAAUAAAUAUUAACCAUAAUCACUAAAAGGUAAAUGUAUUAUCAGACAGUUAAACAAAAAGGGAUAAUUCGAGCCCAGGCCGUUAGACAGCAAAUUACUUUUACACAAUAAUAAGCCCAAAAUACUUCACCAGUAGCACUCAGCUAUUAAGCAAACCAUAGCCAGGCCCAUUUAGCAGGGUAGUUAGCACAAAAUAUGAGAAGCACCAAAUAAUAAAUGGAGAUUAUUGCUGUAUUAUCCAAAAAUAACUUCAAAAAGUAAAAAUCUAACUCAAAGGUUAUCUUAAAACCCAUUCAAUGGAAAGACAGUGAAAACCACCAACAUUCAAGAGGAGCUGCAGGGAGAAAAACGUUUAGCUUGAAGCCUGAACGCAAACAGUCCAAAACCUCACAAAAAAUUACAAAAUAACGAUCCUAGAUUGUCCUAUUCUUAAUCUCAGCCCAGACGCAUUAACCUUACUUGACGAAUGUGUUCUUGUGAGCAGGAUCAACAUCGUCCCGUCUAGAACAGUGGCUCUGGCCAGCACAAAAUUGCAUCCAUCUUCUCGGUCCAGAGAGCUGCACACUGGGAUUGCAAUUGAUAAAAGCAGUUCUUUGGUUGGGAUAAUUAAUGUGUUUUAGUCUCUAGUGCAAAAAUGUUUGCUGAUUGUUCUUAGCAAAAUAGCUCAAGAUUGGUCAGACAGGAUGGAGAGCAUCUGUGAACAUCAGUUUUCAAGUGUUGCCACAGAAUCUCAAUUUGACUUUCACUAGGCCAUUUUAACACAUGAAUAUUCAUUGAUUUAUAAACCAUUCCAUUGCAGCUCUGUUUGAAUGUUUAGGUUUGGCAUCCUGUUGGAGGGUGAACCUCUGCCUCAAUCCUCCCAUUUCAAAUACAUGAACCACUUUGGGGUUUUAGAUAACAAACCAACACAAACAAAUAUCAAUUCAAAAAUACUUUAUUAAUCCCAAAGGGAAAUUAAAUUGCUAUUAUUAUUAUAUUAUUAUUUUAUUAUUAUUAUUAUUAUACUGAAGUGUUUGGUUGUAAUGUGACAAAAUGUGGGAAAUUUUAAGUUUAAAGUGUAUGAAUACUUUUGAAACGUGCUGUACGUCCAAAAGAACACGGAAACAGGUGAUUCAGCCAAGUUGUGUUCUUUCAGUGUCAUCCUUCAUUGUAAAAGCCCCCACAAACUGUACAGAGUAUAUUUUUCUUCCCACAGUAUGCAACAAGAGGGCAAAUGCAAGAUUUGUUAAAAAUGUUUUUACUUAAUAAGAUAUAUCUAAGGGGGUUUUGCUCAUUUAUUGUAUAUUCAACAUGUUUAUAUUUCCCUUUUGGAAGUGAUAAUGAUUGUUCACAUCCAAUAAACAUUUUUAAGAAAGUAAA
Messenger RNA from Girardinichthys multiradiatus, 3415 nucleotides. RefSeq names its product chondroadherin (gene chad). The coding region runs from base 275 to 1441 and encodes 388 amino acids. NCBI's taxonomy places the organism in Eukaryota, Metazoa, Chordata, Actinopteri, Cyprinodontiformes, Goodeidae. The transcript is spliced from 4 exons. The record is from RefSeq and is a predicted model, not a curated record. Gene Ontology annotation, molecular function: protein binding.